This is a messenger RNA of Gasterosteus aculeatus aculeatus (three-spined stickleback), 2923 nucleotides long. It is a transcript of the gene dab2, whose product is annotated as DAB adaptor protein 2. Gene Ontology annotation, biological process: positive regulation of endocytosis; positive regulation of epithelial to mesenchymal transition; negative regulation of canonical Wnt signaling pathway. Gene Ontology annotation, cellular component: cytoplasm; clathrin-coated pit; intracellular membrane-bounded organelle. Gene Ontology annotation, molecular function: cargo receptor activity; clathrin-cargo adaptor activity. The record is from RefSeq and is a predicted model, not a curated record. Lineage: Eukaryota; Metazoa; Chordata; Actinopteri; Perciformes; Gasterosteidae.
UCAGUCAGCGCGUGAGGGGUUAAGCGGGCAGGUCGCAGCGGUCUCUCUCCCUCUCUCCCUCCUCUCAGCGGACUCCUGCCCGGUUCGGCUCGGCUCGGCUCGGCUUUUUCUUUUCUUUUUUUCUUUCUUUCAGCCGCCGAGGCAAAAACUCGGGGAACUAAAGUGAGAGUUUCCCCCCCCCCCCCUCAAACUGCGGCGCGUCCACGUCUCGGUUUCACGCAGGUGAAGCUCGCGCCGCACCAUGUCUGCAGAGGUGGAGAGCAGCGCGCCCCUCCCCGCCGAGCCCGGCAUCGCUUCGCCACCUGCGGCCUCGGCCGCCACCCCUCCCACCUCGCCUGCGACGGCCACGUCCAAGGUCCCGUUCAGGAAAGAGAAGAAGAAAGUGUCCGAGAAGACCGAUGAGUACCUGCUGGGCAGAUUUCAAGGGGAUGGCGUGAGGUACAAGGCCAAGCUGAUUGGCGUGGAUGACGUCCAAGACGCCAGAGGAGACAAGAUGUCACAGGACUCCAUGAUGAAACUUAAGGGCAUGGCGGUGGCUGCUCGGUCCCAAGGCAAACACAAACAGAGGAUCUGGGUCAACAUCUCCAUGUCGGGCAUCAAGAUCAUCGAUGAGAAAUCAGGAGUGAUCGAACACGAGCAUAUGGUGAGUAAGAUCUCCUUCAUCGCCAGAGAUGUGACGGACAACCGGGCGUUUGGAUACGUGUGCGGCGCAGAGGGGCAGCAUCAGUUCUUCGCCAUCAAGACGGCGCAACAGGCAGAGCCGCUGGUCGUUGAUCUGAAAGAUCUCUUCCAGGUCAUCUUCAACGUGAGGAAGAAGGAAGUAGAGGCCUCUCAGAAGGGGGAAAAUGGCAGCACUGUGGUGGAGAAUGGAAGCGGCGCUUCGCCCGGUGUGGCUGCAGAAGUAAAAGCUGCUCAACCGGUGGAGCAGCUUGACCUUUUUGGAGCCAUGUCGACCCCUCCAGACAUCCAGUCUCCGAAUGACUCUAAUGAUAUGCCCUUGCUGGACUUUUCCGCUGAAGUUGACAGCAAUCAGAAUUGCAUAAAGGGUCACUCCUUUGCCACUUCCUGUGGCCCCGACCGUAGGACCUCUCCCCAGACAGAGAAUCCAUUUUCCUCCACGUUUGGCUACUUUCCAACCCCAGACAGUGACCCUUUCAGAGACGACCCCCUUUCCAAACCGCCCGCUUGGUCGGAAGCCGACAAUCCCCAGGUCCCCGUCGGCGCCGCUAAUCACCUGAACGGCGCGGCCGGCAGCGCCUGUAAGGCGAUGGGUAACGGCGGUUUGAUUGGAGACCCCGAACACCUCGCGGAGCAGAUGAAUGACUUGUCCAGUAAGACCAUGAUCCUCGCGCUCAAUAACGGGCAGUGGCCACUAGGGGGCACGAUGUCUCAGGGCAACACAAUUACCAUGAUGGACCUGAAUGAAUCUGCGACGGCUCUCUCGACCAAAAACCCAUUUUUCGACUCCCCUUUACUAACCGGGCCCGUGUCUAACGGCGUAACGCAUCACCCGCAACCGACUCAUAGCAGGGAUUCAGUUGUCAUAAGCCCGCCUCCGCAGAGCUCUAAGGCCGGACGAGGUCGAAGGAGCGCAAAGUCCACAGUAAGUGACCUGUUUGGCGCGGAGCUAUUUUCUGCUCCAGUUCACUCUGAAGGCUCGUCUUCCUCGGGUGACUUUUUCAACAGCACAACGCCCCCCUCCAUAGCUGCACUGGGAAAUCUCCAGUUGGGUCCUUCAGCUUCGAUGGGAGUCCCCGCUGCAGGCGUGUGGGGAGCCUCCAUGGCGCCGCCGUCCAUGUUCCCCCUGCAAGGAGUGCCGGCUCCAGGGCCGAGGCCCGCCUACCCCCAGCAGUCUGCCUUCGGCGGCGUACCAGCACCACCCGCGGUGUGGGGCGCUCCGGUGCGGCCUCAGUUCGGCGCCGCGCCUUUAUCUCCGCCCCACCUCAACUGGGGCCAGCCUCCGCCGGCUGGCGCUCCCGGUUGGGGUCAGCCGGUCAUGUCCAAUCCUUUCCAACCCGUCCCGUUCCCUGCGCUGGGCGACCACCAGGGUCCGUCCCGCCCGCCUCCUCGGCCGCCCGGUAAGGAGGCACCGGCGCAGGUUGAGAACAGCGCCUUCACCGCUUUGGACCCCCUUGGAGAUAGAGAGAAGAAGAUGGGAAAAGACAUGUUCAAGGACUUCCAGAUUGCCAAACCUCCUGCCAUCCCGGCGAGGAAAGGGGAGCUGGCGGCCGCAGGGCCCGGCAGCGGCGACGCCGGCGCCUUCGAUCAGUACUUUAACAGCAAAGUGGGCCUCGCUCAGGACACCGCAGAUCACGAUGACUUUGACAUCAAUCAAAUGUCAGCUGUUGUUAACGCGCCUGCUCCGGCCGCAGCUCCGAGCUUCAACCCCGGCCUCCUCAAUGCCGCCUUCUCCGCCGCUCCCAUCGCAAGCAACUCUGCACCGGCCCAAGGGCUCGGUCAGGACAUGUUCGACAACGCAUUCGGGUCUCCCGAGUCCAGUCUCUUUGGGGCACCGCCUGCAGUCAUGCCGACUGCUGCAGUCGGUCAGUCUUUCGGGGAUCCUUUUGGAAAUCCCUUUGCUUGAACCCAACUGUAUGAAUCACAGUUGAAGUGGAGCAAAUGGAAAUCUUCAUAUUGAAUGACCACCUUUGGGACGACCUGCGCGAGACAAUCGAAAAAAAUGAACUUUUCUCACUCUUGUCCCUGUCCCACCCCCUUUUUUUACACUUUCAGGUAGAAUGUUGUGUUUUUCCUAUCAAAUCAGUAGUUUCCUUAUUUCUCAAGACCACUGAUCUAAGAAGUAAAUGUUUUGUACUGAUCUGCUCAGGAAAGGUGUGUGUGUGUGUGUGUGUAUAAAGUUCUGUCCAAAGAGAUUCACUGCUGAUGCUGUCUGUAUUAAAUAAAUAAAGUAAGUCAAUCAUAA